AUGGCGGCCCGGCUGUGCCGGCUGCUGGGGCCCCUCAGGGCCGCCUUCAGCAGCGCCGCGGCCGCGGGAGCCGGGCAGGCCCCGCCGGCGGCGCCGCUGACGGAGCGGCGGCAGGCGGGGGGCGUGCGCACCAUCGUCCUGAACAACCCGCGGCGGCGGAACGCGCUGUCGCUGCCCAUGCUGCAGAGCCUGCGGCGGGACCUGUUGCACGACGUCAAGAGCCGGGAGCUCCGCGUCAUCGUCAUCGCGGCUGAAGGACCUGUAUUUUGUUCUGGCCAUGAUUUAAAGGAACUGUCAAGUGAAGAUGAUGUGAAACAUCAUUCCCAAGUAUUUGAAUUAUGUGCAGAGGUUAUGACUUUAAUCCAGAAACUUCCAGUGCCAGUGAUAGCCAAAGUAAACGGCUUGGCUACAGCAGCCGGCUGCCAGCUCGUGGCAAGCUGUGACAUCGCAGUGGCAAGUGAGAAAUCUCAGUUUGCUACUCCUGGAGUAAACAUUGGGCUGUUCUGCUCCACACCAGGUGUGGCCUUGGGCAGAUCUCUUCCAAGAAAGGUGGCGCUGGAGAUGCUUUUCACGGGUGAACCUCUCUCUGCCCAUGAAGCGUUAAUGCACGGGCUUGUCAGCAAGGUGGUACCAGAAGACAAGCUGGAAGAAGAGACCAUGAAAAUAUCUCAGAAGAUAUGUGACAGCAGCAAAUCUGUCCUGGCCUUGGGGAAAGCCACCUUUUACAGGCAGAUAACCCAGGACCUUGACACUGCUUACAAAAUAACUACUAAGGUCAUGGUAGAUAAUUUGACUUUGAGAGAUGGGCAGGAAGGCAUUGAAGCCUUUGUUCAGAAGCGUAAGCCUGUCUGGACACACUCUCAGGAGGAGAAGAAAUGAGUCCUGUCUCUGAACAAAUCUUAGCUGUGCCUUAUGAUUCUUCAUACAGUUGCCUUUGGGAACUAUAUUUUUAUUCUUACUGAAAGUUAAAUUUCUCUUCUUACAAAUGCCAGACACAAUAAAUUUACUCUAAGUAUGUAAUAAAUGUUAAGAAA
Pseudopodoces humilis (Tibetan ground-tit) is the source of this 1034-nucleotide messenger RNA. RefSeq names its product enoyl-CoA hydratase domain containing 3 (gene ECHDC3). Gene Ontology annotation, molecular function: hydro-lyase activity. The record is from RefSeq and is a predicted model, not a curated record. Gene Ontology annotation, cellular component: mitochondrion. Lineage: Eukaryota; Metazoa; Chordata; Aves; Passeriformes; Paridae.